AUGUUCUUUCUGUCCCCGAGCGCGCACCCGGAGCAGGACGCGCUGUCUCGUACGUGCGCGUCUGCAGCGGUGCCUCUUGUCACGUCCGCCGCUCUGAGCUCGACACUGCUGCUGUCUGCUUUCAGCAUGCCGCUCCCUCGCAGCCUGUCCGUCACCUCCCUGCCAGGGAUGGAGGACUGGGACGAAGACUUUGAUUUGGAGGAUGCCGUUCUUUUUGAAAUCGCCUGGGAGGUCGCCAACAAAGUUGGAGGCAUCUACACGGUGAUCCAAACCAAGGCCCGGCUGACCGCAGAGGAAUGGGGAGAGAACUAUUUUUUGGUGGGGCCCUAUGUGGAGAGCAACGUACGCACACAGGUGGAGCUGAUCGAGCCCACCAACCCGGUAUUGAAGAGGACCAUUGACCGAAUGAACUCCAGUGGAUGUAAGCUCUACUUUGGUCGCUGGCUCAUUGAGGGCAGUCCUUAUGUAAUCCUGAUUGAUGUGGGAUUCACGGCCUGGUCUCUGGACAGCUGGAAGAGCGAGCUCUGGGAGACCUGUUCCAUCGGGGUGCCGUGGUUCGACCGAGAGGCCAACGACGCGGUGCUCUUCGGCUUCCUCACAGCCUGGUUUCUUGGCGAGUACGCAGCCCAGUCUGAGGAGCCGCCUCACAUCGUGGCUCACUUCCACGAGUGGUUGGCAGGUGUGGGCAUCGUUUUGGCUCGACGAAGGCAGCUUCCUGUGGCAACCAUCUUCACUACGCACGCCACACUGCUGGGAAGAUACCUGUGCGCUGGAAAUGUGGACUUCUAUAACAAUCUGUCAGAGUUCAAUCUGGACAAAGAGGCUGGUGACAGACAGAUCUACCACCGGUACUGCAUCGAGAGGGCAGCUGCUCAUUGCGCUCACGUUUUCACCACUGUGUCAAAGAUCACUGCCAUAGAAGCCGAGCACUUACUCAAGAGGAAGCCAGACAUCAUCACUCCAAAUGGACUCAACGUGAAGAAGUUUUCCGCUGUGCACGAGUUUCAGAACUUGCACGCCAUGAACAAGAAUCGCAUUCAGGAGUUUGUCAGAGGACACUUCUACGGCCAUCUUGACUUUGACCUGGACAAGUGCGUGUUCUUGUUCAUCGCUGGAAGAUACGAGUUUUCCAACAAGGGGGCGGACCUUUUCCUGGAGGCUUUAGCUCGGCUCAACUACCUCCUCCGAGUGAACAACAGUGACGUGACUGUGGUAGCCUUCUUCAUCAUGCCAGCUCGAACAAAUAACUUUAACGUGGAGACGCUGAAGGGACAGGCCGUACGGAAGCAGCUCUGGGACACUGCUCAGACUGUGAAAGAACGCUUUGGAAAGAAACUUUACGACUCACUUUUGGUUGGGCAGCUUCCAGACGUGGCCAAAAUGCUGGACAAAGAGGAUUUCACCAUCAUGAAGCGUGCCAUCUUUGCCACCCAGCGGCAGUCUCAGCCUCCAGUCUGCACCCAUAACAUGCUGGAGGACAGCGGAGACCCCAUCCUCAACUGUGUGCGCCGCAUUGGCCUUUUCAACAGCUCCUCUGACCGGGUGAAGAUUAUUUUCCACCCAGAGUUUUUGUCCUCCACUUCCCCUCUACUCCCUAUGGAUUACGAGGACUUUGUUAGAGGCUGCCAUCUCGGAGUUUUUCCUUCAUACUACGAGCCGUGGGGCUACACACCAGCUGAGUGUACCGUCAUGGGAAUCCCGUCCAUCUCCACAAACCUCUCCGGGUUUGGCUGCUUCAUGGAGGAACACAUAGCAGACCCUUCAGCCUAUGGCCUCUACAUCCUGGACCGACGCUUCAGGGGGAUAGACGAGUCGUGUAACCAGCUCACCUCCUUCCUCUUCCAGUUCUGUAAGCAGAGUCGGCGGCAGAGGAUCAUCCAGAGAAACCGCACGGAGCGCCUGAGCGACCUGCUGGACUGGAGAUACCUGGGACGGUAUUAUAUAUCGGCGCGGCACAUGGCACUGGCCAAAGCCUUCCCAGACGCCUUCAUGUAUGAGACUCAGGAUCCUACAUCGACCUCAGGCUUCAAGUACCCACGGCCCGCCUCCGUGCCCCCCUCCCCCUCCAUAUCCCGCCACUCCUCGCCACACCACAGCGAGACUGAGGACAACGACGACGACGAGCGCUACGACGAAGACCUGGAGGCCGAGAAAGACCGGCAGAACAUCCGACAGCCCUACACAUACCCCUUCAAAAACAAACUCGCCCUCGCGCAGGCCGCCAGCAGCAACGCAAACGGCAACGGUGAUAGUAACGCGAGCGAUAAAAGCAGUGAAGUCGGCAGCGCUAAGGGAGAGGCCGAAAACGUCUAA
Molecule: messenger RNA, 2313 nt
Organism: Knipowitschia caucasica
Lineage: Eukaryota; Metazoa; Chordata; Actinopteri; Gobiiformes; Gobiidae
Source: the annotation of a GenBank genome assembly